UGGCUGGGACAGGGCAAGUGGCUCAACGGCGCUUGGAGAGCGCGCCGAGUUGAUAUAAAGCUCCGGGCUUCUCCUGUCUUCGCAACUGCGACCGGACCACCGGACAUAUCGGAACGCCUUGCCGCUGCCCGCCACUCCACUUCAAAACAUCAUGUGGGUGGUGUGGUCAGUUCUCCUCCUGCAAAUCGCCUCGCUCAGCUAUGCCGCAAUUCCGGAUCCACCGACUGCCAGGACAACCACAGUCGGAGCCCGAAAGCUCGCCACCGCCGAGGAUUGCUUAGGCGUCGUAGCCUUUGCCGCUUCUCACGGUCAAAUCAACGAUGCGAGGGUCGUGCUUUCGGAGACCCUGGUCAACAAAGGUGUCGGCUACGUGCCGGCAACGGGCACAUUCACGACGCACUGUCCGGGGCUUUACCAGUUCAGCUUUGCCGGAUACGGUAGUUCGGAUUUGCGAUUGACUCUGAAGCGCAAAGGAAGCAGAAGCCAAUCGUGGAUUCCUGUGGUCAGCGUAGGUCCUGGGGGAGGAUCGAACCUGGUCCUCCUGGACAUGGAGGCGGGCGAUCAGCUCGCCGUCUUUGUUGAGUCGGGAAAAAUAUCCGACGGCGCUACUUUCACCGGCCAUCGCAUGGCGAAGAAGUGAUGAACGGAAGGAAGCCCCACUUUCUCCGACUCCUGUGACCUUCUUGCUCUUUACUCUUCCUCUUAUUCGCUGUUUGUUCGUUUAUUUUCUUUUCUUUUUUGUUUCUUUUUUUUUCUUUUAUUCUUGUUUGUUUCACGUUUCUUUAUUUCAUCUUUUUGAUUUUUUCUUCCGUUUUAACCGACGAAAUCAAAUCAAGUUGACUGCCAUCUACGUCGUCGAUUUGUCGCUGAUCUCCAAUAGCGCGCAAUUCUUCAACGGACUCGCAGAUCGGUUAUAUUCGAAUUAAAGACUAACAAAACCAAUGUCGAAUGGAUACAAAAAUGCCGAGAAAGUUGUCACUUCGGACAGAUUUUGAUAUUCAUCGGCAUUUUUAUAGCCAGCUCUUGGUCAUUCGGUAAAUCAACAUAACUGGGUGUGCAUUUUAUGCAAUCCUCCAAAAACUAGAAACUUCGUUUAAAGCCGAUAUAUAGUGACAGGAAUCUCGACAGCCAAUUUGUUAUUGUGAAAAAAAUUGGAUAACCCGUCACUGUCGCCAUCAGCUGAAAAAAAAAAACAACAAAAUAUUGAACUGAUAAGAAUUAAGAGUUCAAGAAAAAAAAGGAAAGAUAUGUUAAUAUGCACAGGUCUUUACAAAGUCGUAGAUUUCUACCAUCGGCUUUUAAAACACUUUCGAAACAUUCCCACCAGAAAUUUUUAAAUGUCAAUUGACACGUCCAUGAACUUUUUCUGUCGCUUUGUUAUUAUAUAUUAUUAUGAAACUUAUUUUAUUACAUAGACACGUUGUAAAUAUUGACUAACAUUAUCUGAGCACGAUUCUUCCGACUAAAUCUUAUUGUUAGAGUUCCUAAUUGGGAUAACAAAAAUGUUUUGACACGUUAGGAUCGAAAGACACAACAAUAUUUCUAUAUCAAUUGAAAAUGGCUGUAUUGCACUGUGAUAGCUUACCUUUGACUUAUACUCGUCUCAAUCUUAUAUUCUGCAUCCCCCCCCACCCCCCUGCAGAUGAUUUUCCGAUUCUUUGCAACUUAUUCUGAGAACUAUCGAUUGAUUUUAGAUUUUUUCACAAUUAUUUAAAUAUGUUUCCACAAUCGAUAAUUGUAAUUCACUUCUGACAAUAGCUUCAAAGAAUCGUAAAAUAUCCAUCAAGUCUCGUCUUGCAAUAUUGCAGCAAAUCUUUAUUUUUUACUGUUCUAUUCUUUCCUACAUCCGCUGUCCUGUGUUCUAUUUCUUCCUGACUCGUCUUUUGUACCUUUUCCUUGUUUCUUCUUCUUGCUCUUGAAAACUAACCAUUUCGAACCACCUUUGGUCUUUUUUUCUUCUUUUAUUUCCUCUUCUAUCUAGUCUUCCCUCGGCUUUUGAGGCUAAUAACUUUACUCCACGAUUUUCUCUACCCUUUUCUGAAGCUUUCUUCGUUUCCGUCUUUGGUUUUCCUAUUUUUUUUCUUACAUUCUCAACUACUUUUUUCUUCUCUGAAAACUUUACUUUCCUUUUCUCUUCUCUGACAAUUUUACUCUCCUUUUCUGUUCUCCGACAAUUUUACUCUCCUUUUCUUUUCUCUGACAAUUUUUUUCACCUUUUUUCUGACAAUUUUACCCCCCUUUUCUCUUCUCUGACAAUUUUCUUUUCCUUCUCUCUUCUCUGACAAUUUUACUCUCCGUUUCUUUUCUCUUCCCUUCGGAAUUCUACCCGCAGACAAUGCUACUCCACUUUUACCUCUCUGUUCACUACUCUUGUAUGAUUCGCUACUAUCCAUGUUCCGAAAAUGAACAACUUUUCUUUUCAUACUCUUUUCCUUUGUCAAUUCUUCUUCGCGAUGAUCUUUUAUUUUCCCACGGCACAAAUAAACCCUGUUCUUCCCUUUUUCACUUUUAUUGUGCAAUUCUUUUCUCAACUAUAUUUCAGUCUCUCUUCUCUUUUCUGUUCUUCCACUCUGACCAACCGAUAUUAUGAUCUCAAAAUUUAGCCAAAUCUUGCCAAGGAUUACAAUAUUUAUAUUUACAUUUCAACUUCGGCAGCACUUAUUCUAAGUUUUCAGUUCUUUAUUUCUGUUUCAAUCUUUUCUAGUCUGUCUUUUACUCCCACCUCAUUCUUUAUCUUUCUUUCAGACAAUUUUCUAUCAAGUUCUGUUUCUCCUGUUUAUGUUUAGAACUCGAACGCUUUCAGUUUCUCAUCUUUUCUUCGCGCCUAUUUCUUCCUCAGCAAACUUCUACACGACUCUUAUUCCAUUCCAACUUACUAUCUGUACCUGAAAUUUCAAGUUCUUAGACAACUUACAAAUUACAACUUUAGUGAUUACCAUGGAAUCUUAACAAAUUCGAUCCAUUCCUGGAUUUCACGCUAUCUAAUAAAUAAUUUCAUUAUCUAGGGUCUUUCCGUAGGUAUAAUACAUGAUCUACUAAUGAUCUACAAGUACUUGUCUAUUCUACACGGCCUUUUUCUAGCCUUCAAAUUUCCGCGUACCUUUUACAACUCUUUUCUGAAAUACUUUUCUAUACUCCGACUGUAGUCUUUGACGACCCUUUUAUACUUAUCUCUGUUUCUAUUUUCCAUCUAUCUAAAGCUAAAUUUCUGUAUUUUUCCACUUUCAUCUGUUACUCUCCAUAUUCCUUCGUUCUAUUCUAUUCUAUUUUAUUUACUUUCUUCUCCACUGUUCGUUCUGAAAUCUUUCCCCUACGUUUCUAUUUAUCUUUUGCUUUCCUUUUCUUUCCACUCCUUAGGCUUUUCUUUAAUCUCAACUUCAUUUUUUACCGCGUCUAGAGCUUGUCUUUUACCCCAUCAAUGUAUGAAACACUGUGGAAUGAUGAUAGUCUUACCGCAUCUACACAAUAAACAUCUCUACUGAACAGUAUUACAACUGAUUCUUAACAACCACGAUAAGUCUGGCUUUUCACAAACUAUCCAUCUAAAUAAUUGCAAUAAUAGUUAAUCACAGAAUCACCGUUUCCAAUUUUGCAUAUCACACUCGGCUCACAAUUCAGCUUUAUGACAUCCGAACCUUUUUACCACAUCCAAACUUGUCUUGCUCUCAUGUCUUUCUUUAGACCUAAUAUUUCGCUCACUACAGCAUCUAUCCUCGUCUCUGCUAUAUUUCCACCUACUCUUCCUUCCUUGACUUGUCUUUCUCUUUACCUGUUUCUUCUUUCCGUUUCUGGACCUAAUUUUUCUUUUCUUCUAUAAUUUUUAUCUCAACUACGAAAUCUUCUCCACUUCCUCGCCUAUGAACUAAAAUUCUACUCUGAAUGGGACGUCUAUCAAUCAUAUCUAUCACCUCUUCUAAACCUUCUGCCUUUUUUUCUUUCUUCGUUUCAUUAAUACCUAUUCAAUUGUUAGAUAGUGUACACUGUGCUUCGCCUCGUCCUUUUCCUUCCUCAUAUUCUACGAGUCUUUUUAUUAUCUCUACUCUUUACUUCGCCUGAACUUUAGAGUCGUUAUUUUUUCUACGCAUUUUCGACUGAUCUUUUCUUUCACCAAGUUCUAUACAAUUCUCAAUAGAAUGAAGAAAAAAAUAACAUGCGUGUAGAAAAAAAAAAGAUACUACGAAAAACCCAAUGCUGUGAUUAUCGUAUACUAAACGUGCCCUUUACUACGUCUACAUACUUUACUAUCUCUAUAACUCGUACGAUUUACUCUUGAUACUGUUAUUCUUAUGGUUCUCGUACUUUUACUGUUAUACCCUACUUUUAUACUCUCCCUUAAUUAUACGUGUGUACGUACCUACUUCCGAUGUGUGUUUUAACAUGAAAAUUUCGUAGGAUAUCUCUUAAGGCUUGAACUGUUAACGAUCGUGUCUUUUUUUCUUAUCCUAUUACGACUGACUGUCUUCUCGUAAGUAUCUGUUAUCACCCCACCUGACUCUCUAUAAACUAUACUAUUUUUUGUAAUAAAAUGUGAUUUUUAUCCUAAUCUAAAGCAUUUCAAUUAUUGUACUAUCACUACUCACUUUCCUUAACCAUCUUUUCCUCUUCUUGUAUGAAAUAUCAAUGUUCAGAAUUUUCCUCUCUACACUCUUUAGUCUGUCCUAAAUUCAUGUGUUUAAACAUUCAUGCUGCGUUAGCGACGAACUUGUUUUUUCCUCGAUAACUAUCUAUCUCUUUUUUCUCUAUUUUCAUUGCCAUCAAUACAAUAAUUCUACACCUAUCGCUCACAAAUUUCUCUCUAGAAACACUGACACAAUUUGUUUGCUUUCGUACCUAUUGAAUGGUGAUUAUACUCGUUACUUUGCUCAUUAUGUGAAAGUUUUCUAUAUGCUAAUUAACUCUGUCUAUUUUUCGGUGAUUUUUUCAACAAGCAUCUGUAGCGACUGUAUCACUUCUUUUCAAUGAUCACCGUCAUUAUAAAUUUCAACGUAAAUUAAAGAUUCUUUUUUCCCCACGCUGUCACAGAUAAUCGAUUUAUGUUUAGUCAGUAGAAACGUAAAACGAUUUAUUCUCCAUCUCGAUUAUAUUACAAUUUAUGUAUUUGGAUUGAAACUCGACCCAAUAUACGUCCACGAUUUUAAAUCGGCCGAUUAUAGAAACGGCACAUAUGUAUAAUUCUAUAUAAACAUAUACUACACGCAUGCACAUAUGUGAAAAAUAAAUGCUUGUAUAAUAUAAGUAUAUAAGGGAAUAAUAUUAGAUACCAAUAUGUUACGCACAAUAAACUUGAACAGAAGCAUGCAUUACAAUUGA
This is a messenger RNA of Neodiprion fabricii, 5310 nucleotides long. RefSeq names its product complement C1q-like protein 3 (gene C1q-VP). The coding region runs from base 152 to 640 and encodes 162 amino acids. The transcript is spliced from 3 exons. The record is from RefSeq and is a predicted model, not a curated record. Gene Ontology annotation, molecular function: protein binding. NCBI's taxonomy places the organism in Eukaryota, Metazoa, Arthropoda, Insecta, Hymenoptera, Diprionidae.